GUGUUUAAGUCGUAAAAAUAAUUUUUCUUAAAAAUAUAAGUUAAGACUUUGUACUACAUGGAUCUUUUAUAUUUGAUCUUUUUACGAAUACUUCAAUAAAGUUUCUAUCAUAUUACUAGAAAAUUAUGUAUAAGUCAUAAAAAUAUUUUCUCCCAAAAAAUGUAAGCUAAAACUAUAUACUAUAUAGAUCUUUUUAAUCUAAUCCGUUUACAAAUUUUAUAUAACGUGAACUUUAAUGCAUCGAGAGAGCUUUGUUGAUGUUUUUUUUUUUUUUAAAUGAGGAUGACAAAAAAGAAAAAAGAAAAACCAAACAAAUUUGGACCAUUCAUAACAAAUUUCAAGGUUCCAAUGGCGGUGUCUUUUGGACUCUUCUGAAUUUGCUUUUUUUUCCAUUUCACACUUUCUUUUUUCCACCUUGUACUGUGUGUAUUUGACCUUUAUUGUUCGACGUUGACGAGGUUGUCGGUGCCGGAGAUGGUCAGCAUAAUGAACAACGUUGAAAGGAGGAGUAGUAGUAAUAGUAGUAGUAGUGAAGAUGAGUAUAUUAGGAGACAUCAUAGGCAUGAUGUUAGAGAUGAUCAGUGUAGUUCUUCACUUGUAAAGCAUAUUAAAGCUCCUGUUCAUCUUGUUUGGUCAUUAGUGAGGAGGUUUGAUCAACCACAAAGGUAUAAACCAUUUGUUAGCAGAUGCAUCGUGCAAGGGGACCUUGAAAUCGGAAGUGUUAGAGAAGUGAAUGUUAAGUCAGGACUCCCAGCUACCACAAGCAAGGAGAGGUUGGAGCUUCUAGAUGAUGACGAGCACAUCUUUGGUGUAAGGAUUGUGGGUGGAGAUCACAGACUUAGGAACUACUCAUCAAUUAUCACUGUUCACCCGGAGAUCAUUGAAGGAAGACCUGGAACAAUGGUAGUCGAGUCAUUUGUGGUGGAUGUUCCAGAUGGGAAUACCAAGGAUGAAACAUGCUACUUUGUCGAGGCCCUCAUCCGCUGUAACCUCAAAUCACUAGCUGAUGUGUCAGAGCGUUUAGCCGUGCAAGGCCAUAUGGAGCCUAUCGACAGAAUGUAGGUUUACAACUUCAUUUUGCUUGAACUUGCAGGGAUUUGAUUUGAAGGCGAGUAAGAGUGACUGGUACUUAUGCCAAUCCUUCUCGAUCUCAUAAAGUAUAUAUAUAUAUCUACAUUAUGUUCGUGCUUCUUUCUCAUCGUCUGUAAGGUCAUCGUGGUUUGUAGAAUGCAACUGGCUAUUUCAUAAUGUGAAGAACCGGACAUGCGGUUUGUGGCUGUAUGUGAGAAUUGAACUUGGACUGUAAAUAUGUAAUGCUCAUGAAGGUGCUGUUUCUUGUUAUAGGAUCAUUACUGUGUGGUUAUUAUGACACACUAUAAGCUUGUGUAUCUUUGAGUUUGGUGUGUUAAUAAGUACUAGAAACAGUGUUUGGUAAAUUAAAUAUAGAGUGCUUUGCUUUUGGUUGUA
This is a messenger RNA of Capsicum annuum, 1467 nucleotides long. RefSeq names its product abscisic acid receptor PYL9. The record is from RefSeq and is a predicted model, not a curated record. Gene Ontology annotation, cellular component: cytoplasm; nucleus. Gene Ontology annotation, biological process: abscisic acid-activated signaling pathway. The transcript is spliced from 3 exons. The coding region runs from base 475 to 1062 and encodes 195 amino acids. Lineage: Eukaryota; Viridiplantae; Streptophyta; Magnoliopsida; Solanales; Solanaceae. Gene Ontology annotation, molecular function: abscisic acid binding; signaling receptor activity; protein phosphatase inhibitor activity.